UCGAAUCGUUUGGACGUGUAUUUAUAGCAGUGCUGCUUGAACGCGAGCAAUCCGAUUAAGAAAUAGGAAAACAACAACAUAUAAUUAACACAGUGAGAUAGGCAGCAAACGCAGAUCCGAGUGAGUGUUCGCAAAACGAGCAAAGUUUAAAAUUAAACAAAUUGUAAAAUCAAAAGAAAAAGAAUAAUUCAAAUAAGUAUGUAAAUGAAAAAGUAGCAGAAUCGAUGCAUAAAAUAUAAGCGAAAAAAGCAAUAUAACAACAAUACAAUAGCGCAAAGCAAGAGCACUCAGACUAACGAGCGUCGAGUGUAUGACGUCGAGCGAAAAUCUGAAAUAUGUAAUGGCAAAAUUGAUUGCUUGAAAUUAAAUAGUGUUUAGUAGCGUAUCUGAAAGAUAAAUAAGUUCGCGAAACGGUGCGCCGCAAUUCGGAAUUUGAAAGAAAACGGAAAUUAUUUAGUUCAACCUAACGCAGGGUUUCUGCGGUGCCAGUUUCUUUUAAAUUUUAUUAUUGUGCUUCGGAAAGUGCUGCAGUGUCAGUGUCGGUGCCGAUAGCACAUUGACAUUUAACGGGUUCUUAGUGAGUUGUUAAGUGCUUUUUGUUUCGCCAUUGUGCCGCGAUUAUGUCACAAUUCUAUUAGGCGUUUUUAUUAUUAUUAUUGCAAUCGAGAAGAAGAAGCCAUACGCAACGUAAAAGAUUAAUAUUUAGAACUAAGCAAAAGAUCGCAUGGUGAGUGAUUAAUGAUUAGCGCUGCCACAACAAAAACAUCAGCGCCAACGACGACGUCAACCUUUAGCGCAGCCAGUGCGGGAACAAGCGCUAAUGGUGCUUUAGUUUUGUUGGAAGCUGGAUGCUCAACGAAUGCCUAUUGCUCUUGGGCCGAUGUCAAAAGGGCAGUGCGUUAGUGAGUCAAUGAACGUGAGCGAGUGAAUCACAAAGGCAAAGCAAUCAGCUGCUAGGCGAGAGGCUUACGAAAAAGCGAACUCAUUGGCAUUCUUCUUAAAGUUUCGUAAAGUAAAGUUCAACGAAAAAAUAGAAGCGUGACAAAAUCAAAUACUUUGUUUAGAUUCCGAAAACGUUUCUUUUAAUGUACUUUUUCGCACAUUAAAUUCGCCAACUCACACACGUCAACAACUGCAUAUGUACACACAUACACACAUACAUAUAGCUCAGCACCAGCACGCCCGACGAAACGUGUAAACCACAAUAAAAACAACAGCAAAAAAGCCAACAGCCAACAGCUCACAUCCAACAACGCUACGAACAAGUGAAAUAAAACAAAACGUCGUUUGUUUGCCUUUUAUUCGCUUGAGCGGCUUUUUCUCAGCGUAGCCGCAUCGCCUCGCGCACUAUCCCGGCCGAUAGUCAACCGAACGAUCGUACAUUUGGCUCGGUUUGUCAGUCGCUGAGAUAUCGCCUCGACGCGUUAUAUUCGUGUGCUUCAUGCGGUCGUUGGACGCGUUUCUCAAAUUGGAUUAGACGCACUUUUAUCUUAUUUUUGAGUUCGAACCAUUUACAGGCAGUGAUUUUUUUAAUUAUUUGCAUAGUUGAAUAUCAAAGGCGUUCGCCGACAUUCAACAACAACAGCGAAAACAACGAAUAAAAGCAGCAGCACAAAAUUAAGAAUAUUGCGUAAAUCGCUUUUCAGCCGACAAAUAUCAGUUGAAACUUAAUUAAGCAAAACAACAGCAACAAUAACACAGAAGUAACAACCCCUCAACUCGUUCUCCUUUGCGUUAAUCGCCGACUUUUUAUUUUGUUACCAAACACACGCGCACACACGUACGAACGCGCGUAUAGCACGCAAUACAUAAUGGCCAACAACUCGACCAAAGUUGGCAAUCGGAAUGCUGCAACAGCGCCAACGGCUGUUGCCACAAAGCCACCACGACAAUCGUUGUUGCCGUUUUAUCUACGCCUGCUAAUGCAAGUUUGCAUUGCUCUUGUGGUGGCCAGCAGUUGCUUGGCAUUGCCAUCAGCCAGUGCAAAAAAUCUCGACGGCCAUCAUCUCCACGCACAUCAUGAACAACAGCACGCACAUCAUCGACGCCGCUUGCAACGCGAUUCAAGCAGCAAAGUUGCAAGCACACACGAACAAUGCCACUACGCCAGGGAAUACUUCGAAUCUAUCGACAUCAAGCUGAAUGGCAACUUUGAGGAAAAAGGUAAGUUCCAAAAAGUUGUUAAAAUAAGAAAAUCGAAAAUGAUGCUAAGUGCUUUCCCACCAAGCUAAGUUAGCUGGCCAACUGACUAACUGGUUAGCGAUGGAGUGAAAAGUGUAGCUAAUGGAAUGCUGCGGCGGGUGGGGCAAUGGUUGGGUAACUAUGUGGGUGUACCGUUAACGGCUAUUUAAUUUAAUGUCAAUAAAAAGUUUUCACUCUGAAAGUUGAGCAGUCUUGUUGUUUGUGGAGAGAUUAAGUGCCCAUGUGGUCAUGUUUGUAUGCUUGUAAGAUUUAGCCUAACCGCUGAGUAAAUAAUGAGUGGGUUUGCAAAACGAAAAUAAAUUAAAAAAAAAAUAUUUUUGAAUUAAUUGCAAAGUUGCAAUUGUAUUUACGUAGAAAUCACAAAGGAAGCAAAGCAAUAAAUGGAAAGAAGCUAAAAUAAGGGAAGCAGGAAAAAUAAAAAAUAUAAAAAUCUUUUAUAAAUCCCAAAACUGGUUACGCUUCAACGCAUGCACUUCAAAGCGUUGGGCAAAAGACGUAAACUCGUUGUUGUGGCAAAUCGCAAAGGCAGCUUUGUGAGUUCGCCUAAAAAGCGCGCAAUGGAGUUUGGGAAGUGCGGGCGUUGGUUGCGCACCGUUGACACCAGGGUGUAACGAAGGAAUUGCGCUGAUGGGUGCAGCUACAGCAAGAGUUCUUAAUUGAAAAAAAGGGGGAAACAAAACAAAGCAGAAAUAAGCGAAACGUUCCUUUUGGCGAUUUUUGAUAGUUUGCUUUGAGUUCAUGGCGAAAGAUUUCCAUACAAUUUCAGUUUGCCAUUAACUGUUAUACCCUCUACGUUCGGAGUUGUAUUCGCAUUGAAAGAAGGGCAAAAGCGAUAAAAGCACUUGAAAAAUGUACAUGCUCGUUUCUUGCUUUUAUUAAAAAAAUACUUUUUUUAGACGAAAUGUAAUAUCUUAAAUAUAU
This is a messenger RNA of Anastrepha ludens (Mexican fruit fly), 3123 nucleotides long. Its product is annotated as division abnormally delayed protein-like. The record is from RefSeq and is a predicted model, not a curated record. The transcript is spliced from 2 exons. NCBI's taxonomy places the organism in Eukaryota, Metazoa, Arthropoda, Insecta, Diptera, Tephritidae. The coding region runs from base 1812 to 2231 and encodes 139 amino acids.